Molecule: messenger RNA, 13194 nt
Organism: Balaenoptera acutorostrata (minke whale)
Lineage: Eukaryota; Metazoa; Chordata; Mammalia; Artiodactyla; Balaenopteridae
Gene: NSD1
Product: nuclear receptor binding SET domain protein 1
Exons: 23
Coding region: 321-8426 (2701 amino acids)
Biological process (GO): regulation of DNA-templated transcription
Cellular component (GO): chromatin; nucleus
Molecular function (GO): protein binding; histone H3K36 methyltransferase activity
Source: RefSeq, a predicted model, not a curated record
AGCGCGCGCCGUGGGGGAAGGGGUGCGCGCGCACUAGGGGCCCCAGCCGCACGCGGGCCGGCGCGAAGCGCUCGGUCGCUCGCGCCGCCGCGGGGGCGCGCGCGGUGGGGGUGUGAGGAGGAGGAGGCGGCGGCGGAAUAGGCCGGGGCAGGUCGCACUCGCUGCCUUCUCCCCUGAAGAGAGACGCGGGGGGAGGGGGGUGCGGCGAGCGGCUCCGCGCUCUCCCCACCGCUCCGCUCGCGCCCCAGUGUAAUGAGGGUCACCCCCUCCCCCCAGCCGGCCCGGGAGGGGGCGCGGGGCACGGUUGAUGCUGGCCCAGGAUGGAUCAGACCUGUGAACUACCUAGAAGAAAUUGUCUGCUGCCCUUUUCCAAUCCAGUGAAUUUAGAUGCCCCUGAAGACAAGGACAGCCCUUUCGGUAAUGGUCAAUCCAAUUUUUCUGAGCCACUUAAUGGGUGUACUAUGCAGUUAUCGACUGCCAGUGGAACAUCCCAAAAUGCUUAUGGACAAGAUUCUCCAUCUUGUUACAUUCCACUGCGGAGACUACAGGAUUUGGCCUCCAUGAUCAAUGUAGAGUAUUUAAAUGGGUCUGCUGAUGGAUCAGAAUCCUUUCAAGACCCUGAAAAAAGUGAUUCAAGAGCUCAGUCGCCAAUUGUUUGCACUUCCUUGAGUCCUGGUGGUCCAACAGCACUUGCUAUGAAACAGGAACCCUCUUGUAAUAACUCCCCUGAACUCCAGGUAAAAGUAACAAAGACUAUCAAGAAUGGCUUUCUGCACUUUGAGAAUUUUACUUGUGUGGACGAUGCAGAUGUAGAUUCUGAAAUGGACCCAGAACAGCCAGUCACAGAGGAUGAGAGUAUAGAGGAGAUCUUUGAGGAAACUCAGACCAAUGCCACCUGCAAUUAUGAGCCUAAAUCAGAGAAUGGUGUAGACGUGGCCAUGGGAAAUGAACAAGACAGCACACCAGACAGUAGACACGGUGCAGUCAAAUCGCCAUUCUUGCCAUUAGCUCCUCAAACUGAAACACAGAAAAAUAAGCAAAGAAAUGAAGUGGACGGCAGCAAUGAAAAAGCAGCCCUUCUCCCAGCCCCCCUUUCACUAGGAGAUACAACCAUUACCAUAGAAGAGCAAUUAAACUCAAUAAAUUUAUCUUUUCAGGAUGAUCCAGACUCCAGUACCAGUACAUUAGGAAACAUGCUAGAAUUACCUGGAACUUCAUCAUCAUCUACUUCACAGGAAUUGCCAUUUUGUCAGCCCAAGAAAAAGGCUACGCCGCUGAAGUAUGAAGUUGGAGAUCUCAUCUGGGCAAAAUUCAAGAGACGCCCUUGGUGGCCCUGCAGGAUUUGUUCUGAUCCGUUGAUUAACACACACUCAAAAAUGAAAGUUUCUAACCGGAGGCCCUAUCGACAGUACUACGUGGAGGCUUUUGGAGAUCCUUCUGAGAGAGCCUGGGUGGCUGGAAAAGCAAUCGUCAUGUUUGAAGGCAGACAUCAAUUUGAAGAGCUACCUGUCCUUAGGAGAAGAGGGAAGCAGAAAGAAAAAGGAUAUAGGCAUAAGGUUCCUCAGAAAAUUUUGAGUAAAUGGGAAGCCAGUGUUGGUCUUGCUGAGCAGUAUGAUGUUCCCAAAGGGUCGAAGAACCGAAAAUGUGUCACCAGUUCACUCAAGUUGGACAGUGAGGAGGAUAUGCCGUUUGAGGACUGUACAAAUGACCCUGAAUCAGAACAUGACCUGUUGCUUAAUGGCUGCUUGAAAUCUCUGGCUUUUGACUCUGAACAUUCUGCAGAUGAGAAGGAAAAACCUUGUGCUAAGUCUCUAGCCAGAAAGAGCUCUGAUAAUCCAAAAAGGACUAGUGUGAAAAAGGGCCACAUGCAAUUUGAAGCACAUAAGGAAGAACGGAGGGGAAAGAUUCCAGAGAACCUUGGCCUAAACUUUAUUUCUGGGGAUGUAUCUGAUAAGCAGGCCUCUAAUGAACUUUCCCGGAUAGCAAACAGCCUCACAGGGCCCAGCUCUGCCCCAGGAAGUUUCCUAUUUUCUUCUUGUGCAAAAAACACUGCAAAGAAAGAAUUUGAGACUUCAAAUUGUGACUCUUUACUGGGCUUAUCUGAGGGUGCCUUGCUCUCUAAACGUUCUGGGGAGAAGAAGAAACUCCAGCGAGGUCUGGUGUGUAGUUCAAAAGUGCAGCUCUGCUAUAUUGGAGCAGGUGAUGAAGAAAAGCGAAGUGAUUCCAUUAGUAUCUGUACCACUUCUGAUGAUGAUGGAAGCAGUGAUCUGGAUCCCAUAGAUCAUAGUUCAGAGUCUGAUAACAGUGUCCUUGAAAUUACAGAUGCUUUCGAUAGAACAGAGAACAUGUUACCUGUGCAGAAAAAUGAAAAGGUAAAGUAUUCUAGGUAUCCUGCCACAAACACUAAGGUAAAAGCAAAGCAGAAGACCCUCAUUACUAACUCACACACAGACCACUUGAUGGAUUGUACCAAGACAGUAGAGCCUGGAACUGAGACGUCUCAGGUUAAUCUCUCUGAUCUUAAAGUGUCAACUCUUGUCCGAAAACCCCAAUCAGAUUUUAGAAAUGAUGGUCUUUCUCCAAAAUUUAACACACCAUCAAGCAUUUCCAGUGAGAACUCAAUAAUAAAAGGUGGGGCUACAAAUCAAGCUCUGUUACAUUCGAAAAGCAAACAGCCCAAGAUCCGAAGUAUCAAGUGCAAACAUAAAGAAAACCCAGUUGUAGUAGAACCGCCUGUUGCAGAUGAGGACUGCAGUUUGAAAUGCUGCUCUUCUGAUACCAAAGGCUCUCCUUUGGCCAGCAUUUCCAAAAGUGGGAAAGUGGAUGGGCUAAAACUACUGAGCAACAUGCAUGAGAAAACCAGGGAUUCGAGUGACAUAGAAACAGCAGUGGUGAAACACGUUCUGUCAGAGUUGAAAGAACUCUCUUAUAGAUCCUUAAGUGAAGAUGUCAGUGACUCCGGAAUGUCAAAGCCAUCAAAACCAUUACUUUUUUCUUCUGCCUCUGGUCAGAAUCAUAUACCUAUUGAACCAGACUACAAAUUCAGUACAUUACUAAUGAUGUUGAAAGAUAUGCAUGAUAGUAAGACCAAGGAGCAACGGUUAAUGACUGCUCAGAACUUGGUCUCUUAUCGGAGUCCUGGUCUUGGGGACUGUUCUACCAGUAGUCCUGUGGGGGCUUCUAAGGUCUUGGUUUCAGGAGGCUCCACUCACAAUUCAGAAAAAAAUGGAGAUGGCACUCAGGAUCCAGUCCGUCCUAGCCCUAGUGGGGGUGACUCUGCACUGUCUGGGGAGCUAUCUACCUCUCUACCUGGCUUGGUGUCCGAUAAAAGAGACCUCCCUGCUUCUGGCAAAAAUCGUUCAAACUGUGUUACUAGGCGCAACUGUGGUCGAUCAAAGCCAUCCAAAUUACGAGAUGGUUUUUCAACCCAGAUGGGAAAGAACACAGUGAACCGUAAAGCCUUAAAGACAGAGCGCAAAAGAAAACUGAACCAGCUUCCAGCUGUGACUCUUGAGGCUGCACUGCAGGGAGACAGAGAGAGUAGGGGUUCAGAGAAUAGCUCCUCCAGAGGUGAGGCAGAAGACCCUGGUAAAGAAGAACCCCUUCAAUUAAUGGGCCAUUUAACAAGUGAAGAUGGUACCCAUUUUUCCAGUGUUAAUUUUGAUAAUAAAGUCAACCAGUCCGACCCUGAUAAAAUUCCUGAAAAAGACCCCUCUUUUGAAAACAGAAAAGGGACAGAGCUGGAGUCUGAAAUGAUUAGUGAGAAUGAUGAACCCACUAGUGUAAAUCAAGUGGUGCCUAAAAAGCGGUGGCAGCGUUUAAACCAAAGGCGCACUAAACCUCGUAAGCGCACUAACAGAUUUAGGGAGAAAGAAAACUCUGAGGGUGCCUUUGGGGUCUUGCUUCCUGCUGACCCUGUAAAGAAGGGAGAUGAGUUCCCAGAACAGAGACCUCCUCCUUCGACGAACAUACUAGAGGAUGCACUGACAGAUCCAAAUCAUGCCGACUGCUUAGAUUCAGCUGGGCCACGGUUGAAAGUUUGUGAUAAAUCCGGUGCCAGCAAUGAAGAGGUGGAAAAGGAGCCAGGAAUUCCCAGUUUGACCCCUCAGCCUGAGCUCCCUGAACCAGCUGUGCGGUCAGAGAAGAAACGCCUUAGGAAGCCAAGCAAGUGGCUUCUGGAAUAUACAGAAGAAUAUGAUCAGAUAUUUGCUCCUAAGAAAAAACAAAAGAAGGUACAGGAACAGGUGCACAAGGUAAGUUCCCGCCGUGAAGAGGAAAGCCUUUUAGCCCGGUGUCGAUCUAGUGCUCAGAACAAACAGGUGGAUGAGAAUUCUUUGAUUUCAACCAAAGAAGAGCCUCCAGUUCUUGAAAGGGAGGCUCCGUUUUUGGAAGGGCCCUUGGCUCAGUCAGAACUUGGAGGUGGACAUGCUGAGUUGCCACAGCUGACCUUGUCUGUGCCUGUGGCUCCGGAAGUCUCUCCACGGCCUGCCCUUGAGUCUGAGGAAUUGCUAGUUAAAACACCAGGAAAUUAUGAAAGUAAGCGUCAGAGAAAACCAACUAAGAAACUUCUUGAAUCCAAUGAUUUAGACCCUGGAUUUAUGCCCAAGAAAGGGGAACUUGGCCUUACUAAAAAGUGUUAUGAAGCUGGUCACUUGGAGAAUGAAAUUACUGAAUCAUGUGCUGCAUCUCGUUCUAAAGAGUUUGGUGGAGGCACCACCAAGCUGUUUGAUAAACCAAGGAAGCGAAAACGACAGAGACAUGCUACAGCCAAGGUGCAUUGUAAAAAAGUGAAAAAUGACAGCUCAUCAAAAGAAACUCCAAGCUCCGAGGGAGAACUGAUGACACACAGGACAGCUGCAAGCCCCAAGGAGACCGUUGAGGAGGGUGUAGAAAAUGACCACGGAAUGCCUGUAUCUAAAAAACUGCAGGGUGAACGAGGAGGAGGAGCUGCACUCAAGGAGAAUGUUUGUCAGAACUGUGAGAAACUGGGUGAGCUGCUAUUAUGUGAGGCUCAGUGCUGUGGGGCUUUCCACCUGGAGUGCCUUGGAUUAACUGAAAUGCCCAGAGGAAAAUUUAUCUGCAAUGAAUGUCGCACAGGAAUACAUACCUGUUUUGUAUGCAAGCAGAGUGGGGAAGAUGUUAAAAGGUGCCUUCUGCCCUUAUGUGGAAAGUUUUACCAUGAAGAGUGUGUCCAGAGAUAUCCACCCACUGUCUUGCAGAACAAGGGCUUCCGGUGCUCCCUCCACAUAUGUAUAACCUGCCAUGCUGCUAAUCCAGCCAGUGUUUCUGCAUCUAAAGGUCGACUGAUGCGCUGUGUCCGCUGCCCAGUGGCAUACCAUGCCAAUGACUUUUGCCUGGCUGCUGGGUCAAAGAUCCUUGCAUCCAAUAGCAUCAUCUGCCCUAAUCACUUUACCCCCAGACGUGGCUGCCGAAAUCAUGAGCAUGUUAAUGUUAGCUGGUGUUUUGUAUGCUCAGAAGGAGGCAGCCUUCUGUGCUGUGAUUCUUGCCCUGCUGCUUUUCAUCGUGAAUGCCUGAACAUUGAUAUCCCUGAAGGAAACUGGUAUUGCAAUGACUGUAAGGCAGGCAAAAAGCCACAUUACAGGGAAAUUGUCUGGGUAAAAGUUGGACGAUACAGGUGGUGGCCAGCUGAGAUCUGCCAUCCUCGAGCUGUACCUUCCAAUAUUGACAAGAUGAGACAUGAUGUGGGCGAGUUCCCUGUGCUCUUCUUUGGGUCUAAUGACUAUCUGUGGACUCACCAGGCCCGAGUCUUUCCCUACAUGGAGGGGGAUGUGAGCAGCAAGGAUAAGAUGGGCAAAGGAGUGGACGGUACAUAUAAAAAAGCUCUUCAGGAAGCUGCAGCAAGGUUUGAGGAGUUAAAGACCCAAAAAGAGCUAAGACAGCUACAGGAAGAUCGAAAGAAUGACAAGAAGCCACCGCCUUAUAAGCAUAUAAAGGUGAACCGUCCUAUUGGCAGGGUACAGAUCUUCACUGCAGACUUGUCUGAAAUUCCCCGUUGCAACUGUAAAGCUACUGAUGAGAACCCCUGUGGGAUAGACUCCGAGUGCAUCAACCGCAUGCUGCUCUAUGAGUGUCACCCCACAGUAUGUCCUGCUGGAGGGCGCUGCCAAAACCAGUGCUUUACUAAGCGCCAGUAUCCAGAGGUUGAAAUUUUUCGCACAUUACAGAGGGGCUGGGGUCUCCGGACAAAAACAGAUAUCAAAAAGGGUGAAUUUGUCAAUGAAUAUGUGGGUGAGCUAAUAGAUGAAGAAGAGUGCAGAGCUCGAAUCCGUUAUGCCCAAGAACACGAUAUCACUAAUUUCUAUAUGCUCACUUUAGACAAAGAUCGUAUUAUUGAUGCUGGUCCCAAAGGAAACUAUGCUCGAUUCAUGAAUCAUUGCUGCCAGCCCAACUGUGAAACACAGAAGUGGUCUGUGAAUGGAGAUACCCGUGUUGGCCUUUUUGCCUUGAGUGACAUUAAAGCAGGCACUGAACUUACCUUCAACUACAACCUAGAAUGUCUUGGGAAUGGAAAGACUGUUUGCAAAUGUGGAGCUCCGAACUGCAGUGGCUUUUUGGGUGUAAGGCCAAAGAAUCAACCCAUUGCCACAGAGGAAAAGUCAAAGAAAUUCAAGAAGAAGCAACAGGGGAAGCGCAGGACCCAGGGUGAAAUCACAAAGGAGCGAGAGGAUGAGUGUUUCAGCUGUGGGGAUGCUGGCCAGCUCGUCUCCUGUAAGAAGCCAGGCUGCCCCAAAGUUUACCAUGCAGACUGUCUCAAUCUAACCAAGCGACCAGCAGGGAAGUGGGAGUGUCCUUGGCAUCAGUGUGACAUCUGCGGAAAGGAAGCAGCCUCCUUCUGUGAGAUGUGUCCCAGCUCCUUUUGUAAGCAGCAUCGGGAAGGGAUGCUCUUUAUCUCCAAACUGGAUGGGCGUCUGUCUUGUACUGAGCAUGACCCCUGUGGGCCCAACCCUCUGGAACCUGGGGAGAUCCGUGAGUAUGUACCUCCUACAGUACCGCUGCCUCCAGGCCCAAGCACUCACCUGGCAGAGCAAUCAUCAGGAGUAGCUGCUCAGGGGCCCAAGAUGUCGGACAAGCCAUCUGCUGACACCAACCAGACGCUGUCGCUGUCCAAAAAAGCUCUGGCAGGGACUUGUCAGAGGCCACCGCUGCCUGAAAGGCCUCCUGAUAGAACUGACUCCAGGCCCCAGCCUGUAGAUAGGGUCAGGGACCUUGCUGGGUCAGGGACCAAAUCCCAAUCCUUGGUAUCCAGCCAGAAGCCAUUGGACAGGCCACCUGCAAUGGCAGGACCAAGACCCCAACUAUCUGACAGACCCUCUCCAGUGACCGGCCCAAGCUCCUCACCCUCAGUCAGGUCACAACCACUGGAAAGACCUCUGGGGACAGCUGACCCAAGGCUGGAUAAAUCCAUAGGUGCUGCCAGCCCAAGGCCCCAGUCACUGGAGAAAACCCCUGUCCCUACUGGCCUGAGACUUCCACAGCCAGACAAACUGCUAGUCACCAGCGGUCCCAAACCCCAGACUGCAGACAGGCCCCCCGACAAAUCCCAUGCCUCUUUGUCCCAGAGACUCCCACCUCCUGACAAAGUACUGUCAGCUGUGGUCCAGACCCUGGUAGCUAAAGAAAAAGCACUGAGGCCUGUGGACCAGAAUACUCAGUCAAAAAAUAGAGCUGCUUUGGUGAUGGAUCUCAUAGACCUAACUCCUCGCCAGAAGGAACGGGCAGCUUCUCCCCAUGAGAUCACACCACAGGUUGAUGAGAAGAUGCCAGUGUUGGAGUCGAGCUCGUGGCCUGCCAGCAAAGGUCUGGGACAGAUGUCACGAGCCAUUGAGAGAGGCAUUGUGUCAGAUCCUGUCCUUCAGCCACUGGGCAAAGCAGCGGCCCCUUCAGAGCACUCCUGGCAAGCUGUUAAAUCACUCACCCAGGCCAGACUUCUUUCUCAGCCCCCUGCCAAGGCUUUUUUGUAUGAGCCAGCAACUCAGGCCUCAGGAAGAGCACCUGCAGGGGCUGAGCAGACCCCAGGGCCUCCCAGCCAAGCACCAGGCCUGGUGAAGCAGGUGAAGCAGAUGGCCGGAGGCCAGCAACUACCUGGACUUGCUGCCAAGAGUGGGCAGUCCUUCAGGCCUCUUGGGAAGGCCCCAUCCUCCCUCUCCACUGAAGAGAAGAAGUUGGCAACCACAGAGCAGAGUCCCUGGGCCUUGGGCAAGGCCUCACCAGGGCCAGGGCUCUGGCCCAUGGUGGCUGGACAGACACUGGCACAGUCUUGCUGGUCCUCUGGGAGCACACAGACAUUGGCACAGACUUGCUGGUCUCUUGGAAGAGGGCAAGACCCUAAAUCAGAGCAAAAUACCCUUCCAGCUCUUAACCAGGCUCCUUCCAGUCACAAGUGUGCAGAGUCAGAACAGAAAUAAUACCGGUAAAUGCCACAUGACCAGACCAGCUGCCCCCAGGGUUCUUGGGGAAGGGAAAAAUCUUCUUUUUCCCUCUUAAAAAACAGACCCCCAACACUUUGCCACUGUUAUUCUCUCCUUAUAUCCCAACAUUCAGAACUCUUGCGACGUUAGCCAGUGGGGGCUUGUGGUUGUGUGAACCAUGUAUGGAAAUCCAAGUGGGCCCCAGCCAAGGAGACAGACAGACUCGGGUCUCUUUCCCCCAACCUUUACUCAUGGUGAACUUGAAAUAAAAAGUCCACUCUGGAGUCAAGCAUGGGAUUCAAUUCCGCUGGUCAGGUUGAAGGUAGAGGGGCUCUCAAAGCUAUUUCUCUAGCCCUACCAAGCCCCACUGAGGGUACCUGAUGAACCCUUGGGAGGAACUGAUACCCAUUCAAAUCGGUGGUGAUUUCUUAAACAUUCAUGUGUGCUAGGCCUGGUGCUAGUCACUGGCAGGAGAUACAGAGAUAAAUAAGACCUGAUCCCUGUGAGCCUAACAUGCUUGCCUGGGUUCCCAGGUUAUUUUUAAAGAACCUUUGACCAGGAAAUAACAGAAUGUUUGAGGGGCCCUGGGACUCCGGGCUCAUUUUGUCAUGUCCUUUGUGGCCCCAGAAGUGGUUGUUUUGAGUGUCUCCUGGUCAGGUGUGCCUGUGUGUAUGUGCAUGUGUGCACACUCAUACGGAGGUCUCCUCUAUAGGCAGGUGGAGCCUGUUGGCUGGGCAGCCUCUGCUGCUGCUGUCUGGGCUCUGGAGAGUCUAAAGAUCUGUCCGUGGUGGAGCAGUUGGUUGGGGGGCUGGGCUCUGUGAGGACACAGCUUUCCCUCAGUGUAAGAAAGCAAUUGGCAAGCUUACCUUUCUUUUCUACAGAUUUUCCUCCUUUUACAUCAACCCACCCCAUGCCUGUCCCCCAAACACUCAGGUGCUUUCAGAUUUCAGAGUCUCGGGCAGUAGACCUAGGGAAUCUCUGGCAAGCUCUGGGCUAGAUCCACCACCAGCUCAGGGAGAGUGCCAGAUCCUGGCAAGAAAUUACUUCUCUCCUGAUCCUUUGCCCUCCUACCUGAAUGGAGGGAGUCUUCUUCACUAGUGGAUUCUACCACCCUCUCCCUGAGAAAUGCUGUGCUCUGUAUUGAGAGCACCUGCCUGCUGACUUAGCUCAAAGGCAAGCCAGAACCCUUCCCCAUGACUGGCAAGAUGUGGCGUUUAGAGCAAUGUCCAGUCCAAGAGAUGACUCCUCAUAACUGCUGAUUAUCUGUUACUGCUGCCCUGAGCUGGGGCCCAAGGGCUGGGAAAUCUGUUGGUGCUACCCUGCCCUACCAUUCACCCAGCUCACUGACUGCCAACAGGAAGUGCUGUUUGGCCAGUUCCUUCUCAUUCACCUACCCCCUCUUUGUCCCUAGACCAAACAUGUUUACCUCUCUGCUUUGCCAACUUAGCCAGCAGCUUUAGCCAACAGGCCAUCUCCUGGCCCCAAGGUCUCCUGGCCAUUUCUGUCUCAGUUAUGGCUUUUACACCCUCAACAGGAUUCUGUAUUUUGUCCCAAUUUCCUCCUCCUGAGUUUCUAUUGAGGUUACUCCCAUACUUCUAAGGAGGGAACAACUGUUGUUAUAGAAGCAUUUGCGCUUUAUAUAAAGAUUUAAAAAAGAAUUUGCUUUUAUUUCCCAAAGUCUGUCUCUGGGGUUGAGACAUUUGAACUCAGGCAGAGGCAUGAGGCUGGGCAGGGCUGCCCUGAGUUUAGGGGCCUAUUCUUGCAUCUCACUUAGACCUCGGACUCUCCUCUGUAAAUUCCACCUGCCUAGUUCUCCUGUCAUCCUGUCUCUCUUCCCACAUCAUCAGAGAGGAAAAGCUCUUUGUUUUAGAGGAAGAGAAAACAAAGCAUCUUAUUUUCUUUUAAAAAAAUUUUAAACCAUGGAAAAGAUAUUUUUAAAGAAAUCCACCCAGAACAUUAAAGUUCAUUAUAUUAAGUAUUUAUCAUGUGUGAGAAUAAUAAGUAUAUAACUGCAGCUAGUAGGUCCCUUUCCCUAAUCUCUUAGGUUGUAUGAGUAGGAUUUGCUUGGUGCCAGUCCUGUGCCCUUUUUUUCUCCUGUCAUCUGUAGUUGUGAUCAGAAAAAGAUAUCCGCACUGCGCUGUCAGAAUCUCUUUCCACUGUGUUGUGUGUUAAAUUACCGUAGCUCUUUGUUUCAUGAAAUAAACUGUGAAUUUUGUUGGGGGGGGGGUGUGCAGGCUAUGUAAAAUUUUUAAGUGGAGAAGUUUGAUCCUGAAGGAGCUUCUCUGAUGUAGGCUUUGGUAGGUAAUUGACUUGACAGCCACUCUAGAUAUGUCUCACAGGACAGGAAGGAGUGAGGGAAAGGUGGGCCACUUUGUGGUUUUGUUUCAGUUUUUUCCAUUCUCCUAUUCACUGGAAAGCUUCCUUCCAGACCUGCGUAGGAAACAGCUUCUGAAGCUGUUUAUUUAAAUGGAUGGACAGCCAGCCGGGCUUUCAUGAGGGCCAUUUUAAGACUCUCUUAGGUUGAUUGGAAAUUAGAUGUUCAACUCUCAGGCCCACUGAUAGCAUUUGAUACUAGAUUGUUAACAUCAUGAAAGCAGUCACUAUACAAUUAGAAGCAGAGUCGGAAGGACUUUUGGGAAGUGAGACUCUUGCAUGACCCGUUGGGGUAGGUGACCUUGCCAUCCUUUGGGGAUUCUCCUGGAACCUAUACUGAGACCUUUUCUCCAGGGGGUGUGACUUGGCAGUUAAAAGGAAAUCUUUACUCUUAGAAACUCCUGAUCUUUGUGUAGGAUGGCAUUUUGGCAUUUGGCCAAGUGCUUGUAAAUCAGGAUCUCAAUAGAGCGUCUGCCUCUAAGCCAGUUCCCCAGGAAGCCUUUCUGAGGGGGAAGCCAUAGCUUCCAUAGGUAGUUAGAGAACUAAUACCUGUCCUAGCCCUGUUAAGUCAGAAAAAAUUAUGGAAACUGUUGAAAUUUGAAUUCAAAGCCUCAUUUGCUUCUCUACUGGAGCAAACCCAUUCUAAUAGCAAAAUAGUUGUCAUUGCUACAAAAACAUCCAAGUUUUUAAAUGUCUGCUUCCCCCUGAAGUUACUGAGUUUGAAGUGAUUUAAAUCACUGUGUUGAUCCUCUUCUGAACAACUACCAAAUCUACAUCUUUAGCAUUGAUGAAAAUAAUUAUUUUAUUCUUUACAUCCUCCACCCCACACUACAGUCAGGGCAUGAAGUGCAUCAGCGAUCCUUUUCCAGGCUUGGCAGCGUCUACUCACAGGAGCUGGACUCCCAGGUUGCCUUGUGAGAACAGUGGCAGGAAGGAAGUCUGGUCCUGGCAGCUUCCCCUGUGGAGAAGAAUCAGGAGAGCACUAAAUGUGGAUGGAUUUUUUUUUUUUUUUUUCCGUCAGCUCCUAUAAAGCGGGUUUUUUCCUAAGGCUUUUUGGGGGGACAUUGUCAUCCUCUUGGGGUCUGUCAGGAGGUCAGAGUAGCCCAGUGUCCUCACUUCUCUGAGAUCAUGGCAGGAAAGGAGCUGCCACAAGCCCCUUUUCCUGCUGAAUAAUGCUUGGGCUGUUCCAUGUGUUAGACAUUCCAGAUCAUUAGAGCUGGGUAGCUGCUGCACGAGACUUUGCUUGGCUGUGGACAGUUAGCUCUCAGCUGAGCUUCCUAGAGUUAGUGCAGCAGGGCCAGAGGUUGCUGUAGUAUAAAUUGAAAAAGAGAAUAGGUGAUUGCUUUGUACACACACAAAAAAUGCAAUGAUGGUGCUAAUCUCCUGGUAUAAAUAAGCACUGCCAAGGGUUGAGGGACUGGUGACUUGAGAAACCCAGAUUCCUGUUUGGGAAGAAGAGAUGUUAUGUAGUUUCCUUGAGGCUUUAUUAGAGGAGGGGAAGGUAGAGCCUUGGUGAAUCUUGCACCUGACCCUGAAAUAGUCCAGUGCAGUCCAGAGGUGGAAGAGAUGCUGUUUCCAGAUGAGGGUGGCCAUUGAGUUUCUCAGGGCUGGUGUCACCUUGUCCAGAGCCUCUGUCCACACUGCCUGAACAGGUUGGUAGAGAGCUCCAAGUGUGGGGUCUCCCUCAGCUACCUUCUGCCCCUCUCUACCUCUUCCACUCUCAUGGGAGCACCUCUAUUGCUUAUGAAGAUUAAGGGUAAUAUUUCUUAAGGAAGUGGAAAGAGUUUAUUUUAAUUAGAAAUCCACAGCCUGGGGAGAAAUGUUUCCUAUCAACAUAAGCAAAAAUAGCACAUGUUAAACUCAUAUGGUCCCUUUUCUAGAGCUACUUUCCCAUGACUCUCAAAACAUCAGGCUGUUGAGGGCUUCAGGUGUAACACCCUGGAAAUCGAGCAAAGCUUUUUGGACAGGAGGUGAGCCUAGGGAGUUAGGAGCAGAAAUGAGUGGUUCUGGUGCUUUGGACUUCCAGGGUAGGGGCAGAGAACAGGUGGUCUCUAGGUCUGAGGUGGGUGCUGCCUGUGUGUGCAUGUAGGUGAGAGUGUUGAAGACGGGCGAGUGCAGCACACAGGAGCUCAUGGAAGAGCAGCUAAGUCUUGGCAAAAAAACAAGCUGACAAUAGAGAUCUAUCUUUAUAUUUUUAAGAAAGGGGCAGAGGGGGUGUCAGCUGAGGUCCAUCACUUUUUUGCCCCCCUUCACCCCAAUAGAUUGUCAGUGAUAAGUGGAACUCUUAGUGAAAAAGAGGGGAGCCCUGUGCUAGGAGUCCCCAUAAACAUGUACUGUAAUUCUUUGUAUAUAGAAAAAAAUUACUGUAAAGUAAAGUUUAACUUUACUCUUA